Molecule: messenger RNA, 1510 nt
Organism: Anneissia japonica
Lineage: Eukaryota; Metazoa; Echinodermata; Crinoidea; Comatulida; Comatulidae
Product: profilin
Exons: 1
Coding region: 133-555 (140 amino acids)
Cellular component (GO): cell cortex
Molecular function (GO): actin monomer binding
Source: RefSeq, a predicted model, not a curated record
CGCACAUGCGGGAGUAAGUCGUUGCCAUUGCAAAGACGAUCAUUGCCCGAUUAGGCGGAAGUGCAUUCGACACAAGAAGUACAUUCGUUAAUUGUCUUACUUCGUUAUAUAGUUCUUAAUUUCAUUAAAAUCAUGAGUUGGGAUUCAUACAUUGAUAAUUUAUUGGCUCAGACCAAGGAUUCAAGUGGAGCUGCCCAUGCAGACAAAGCCUGUAUAAUCGGUCUGGACGGCGGAGCUCCAUGGACUACUGCAGGACACGCCAAUGCAUUGAAGUUGCAGGGCCAAGAGGGACCCAACAUAGCUAGGUGUUUCAAAAGCAAAGAUUUCACUCCGUUCAUGUCAGGUGGUAUAUUAUGCGAAAGUACCAAAUAUCAGUUUUUGAGAGAAGAAGAUAAGAAAUUGGUUUUGGGCAAAAAAAAGGAGCAUGGUGCCAUUACGUUACAGGCAUCUAAAACGGCCAUCGUUAUCGGCCAUUGUCCUGAAGGCAGCCAACAAGGAAAUUUGAAUAAGGGUGUCGCUGUAAUUGCCGAAUAUCUAGAAUCGAUGAAUAUGUAGAAGUGGAAAUAGCCCGUACCGUGGAGACCAAAGCAGUUUACCAACCGAUUACCUAUGAAUGGCUUUUGCGUUUGUUAAUACAUUUUCAGAAUUUGAACUUCACAACUGUAGGCCAGGCUAGGCCUAGAUAGAUGUAGCAAGAACAUUUGCAUUUGUUAUCUUCAAAAACGAGAGUAAAAAUUACGCUAUAAUAAUCAUUAUUAUUAAUGUGGACUUAAUUAGAUUGUUCCUCGUCGAUUCGUAACAUCACACCUGACUCGUGAAAUACCAUCAAGCUGGAAUAGUUUGUCAUGUGAACAAAAAGCCGGUUUAGGAUUUUCACACACGUACUGUACUACUAAUGAUAUUAUUAAUCACAUUACUUUAUCUUGAAAAUUGAUAUCAAUGUGAUUAAAACUCAAACAUUGGACAUUUUUUCCUAAGCAAACAAGAGAUCAAGAAGGUGGCUUCCAGUGAUGUGUUGCAAUGUUGCUUCAAAGGAAUUAUGGGAUAGCUUUGCAUGCCAACUUCACAAGAAUAUGAAAACUUUUUCAGAACUUUGAUUUUGAUAAUAGUCAGAGAUGAGGAAAUCUCGAGUCAAAUAUAAUUAUGUUUAAAUUUCUAGUGACUUAUCUUCUCUAAAAUUGACAAUUCAACAAUAUGAACAUUUAAAAAUAAUUUUAGUUUUGCCCAAGAUAAUAAAUAAUUUGUAUGUAGUUUUAUUGACCAGUAAUAUACAGGCUUAUAUUUUUGGGUAUACUCUACUCUUAUUGCAUCCUCAAUUGACCAAACAUAUUAGAUUUUGCCACUCUUAUCAUUUAGUAGGCCUAGCAUUUUUAAAGUAAUAACACUUGUGUUCUUUAUAACAAACUUUCAAGUAUAUAUAGAGGCGUACUAACCUAUUAAUAUGUGAUAAUUUAAUACAAAAUUCCCCUGUUGAAUCAGCAGAAACAAUAAAUGACAUCCCAUAUUUAAA